This is a messenger RNA of Marmota monax (woodchuck), 2380 nucleotides long. Its product is annotated as organic anion transporter 7. Gene Ontology annotation, molecular function: transmembrane transporter activity. NCBI's taxonomy places the organism in Eukaryota, Metazoa, Chordata, Mammalia, Rodentia, Sciuridae. The coding region runs from base 253 to 1911 and encodes 552 amino acids. Gene Ontology annotation, biological process: transmembrane transport. The record is from RefSeq and is a predicted model, not a curated record. The transcript is spliced from 10 exons.
UAGGAAGCACCUCAGCAAAAUCUCUCUCUCAGUGAUUGAAAGAAAAUAGCCACCAAGUAACCUGAGGAUGACUAGGGGAUAUUAGCUUCGUGGAAUUGCCAUAGAGGUGAAGAGGGGGCCAUUAAGAAGAAAGUGAGGUCAGGGUCAACAGCCUUUGCUGUGUCACAGUGAGAGAGGAUAGAACACUUUGUUCUUUGAACUCAUCUAGAUACAACGAUUUUGUCUUCAGUUGGUGAGGGUCAUUCAACCACUAUGGCCUUUCAGGACCUCCUGGAUCAAGUUGGUGGUCUGGGAAGGUUCCAGAUAAUUCAUAUGGCUUUUCUUUUUACCUACAAUGCCAUGGCACAGACUCAUACUUUAUUGGAGAAUUUCACUGCAGUCAUCGUUGGUCAUCGCUGCUGGGUCCACAUACUCGAUAAUGCCACUGUCUCUGACAAUGACAUUGGGACCCUCAGCCAAGAAGCCCUCCUGAGGAUCUCCAUCCCACUAGACUCAAGCCUGAGGCCAGACAAAUGUCAUCGCUUCAUCCACCCACAAUGGCAGCUCCUUCAUAUGAAUGGAACCUUCUCAAACAUGAGUGAGGUGGACACGGAGCCCUGCAUGGAUGGGUGGGUAUAUGACCGGAGCUUGUUCCUCUCCACCACCGUGACUGAGUGGGAUCUGGUAUGUGAAUCUCAGUCACUGAAUUCAGUAUCUAAAUUCUUCUUCAUGGCUGGAAUGUUGAUUGGAAACAUUGUAUAUGGCACUUUGUCAGACAGAUUUGGGAGGAGGUUACUUCUGACAUGGUGUCUUCUCCAGCUGGCCAUUGCUGACACCUGUGCUACCUUUGCUCCCACCUUCCUGGUGUACUGUUCACUACGCUUCCUGGCUGGCAUGUCCACCACGACCAUCCUGACAAAUGCUAUUCUUCUCAUUGUAGAAUGGACAAGUCCCAAAUACCAAGCUAUGGGAACAACAAUGGCAGUGUGUGCUACUAGUUUCGGGAAUAUCCUACUGGGAAGCCUGGCUUUUGCUAUUCGAAACUGGCAUACUCUUCAGCUGGUUCUGUCUAUACCGAUGUUCUUCUUUUUUAUUUCCUCAAGGUGGAUAUCCGAGUCAGCUCGGUGGCUGAUUAUCAACAACAAACCCGAGGAGGGCUUACAGGAACUUAAAAAAGCUGCACGGGUGAAUGGAAUGAAGACUUCUGCAGAUGCCCUAACCAUAGAGGCUGUGAGAUCCACCAUGAAGGAGGAGCUGAAGGCAACACAGACAAAACCUACUCUGUGCGACUUGUUCCACACACCCAACCUGUGUAAACGGAUAUGUCUCCUGUCCUUGGUGAGAUUUGCAACAAUCCUGCCUACUUUUGGCUUGAUUCUCCACCUCCAGCACCUAGGGAGCAAUGUUUUCCUGGUCCAGGUUCUCCUUGGUGUAGUCAACCUCCCAGCCAAUUGUGUUUCACUUUGGGCACUGAAACACAGGGGCCGUCGUAUAAGCAUAUUUUUUUUCAUGUCCAUGAUGGGAAUCACUUUUCUGGCCAUCAUAUUUGUGCCUUCAGAAAUGCCGACUGUGCGUAUGAUUCUGACAACUUUGGGAGGAGGAAUUUGUUUUGCCUCUAUUACCUGUUGUUUGACCCAGGCAAAUGAACUGCUCCCCACCAUCAUCAGGGCAACAGCUUUUGGAAUCAUUGGAGUUUGUGGUAGUUUGGGGGCAGCUGUGGCUCCCCUGUUGAUGACCCUGGAAACAUAUGCUGAACCCUUGCCCUGGAUCAUCUAUGGAGCCUCCUGCAUCUUUGCUGGCCUUGUUGUCUUCCUCCUUCCCGAAACUAGGAAUCAUCAACUGCCUGACUCCCUCCAAGACAUAGAAAAUGGUGGGAAAGGCUCAAGAAAAACAGAGCAGGAAGAUACCUCCAUCAAAGUGACACACUUCUAAGGAAAUUCACAAAUGGGAUACUGAUCAAGAGCAAGAAAAAGAAGAAAUAUAAAGAAUACUCCAAGACAUCAGCAAAAAAUUAAAAUAAAUAGACGCAACAGAAAAUCCCCAUUUAUAAUGGUGAAUCUAAAUUAUUGUAUAAAAGAUACUUUAUGAAUCACAAGAAGUUGAAAGAAACUACAGUACUUUGAAAUACAUGAGAGAAUAUUUAUAUAGUAUAGAUACCUAUAAUGUUUCUGAAUAGGGAGAUGGAAUUAGCUUUAAAACAUUUUUCUUUCUGAAUUUAUAGGAAGAGUAUUCUUACUUAAGAAUAUUCUUAAGAGUAUAAUUACAAUGAAGAACCCAACACUCUUGAACAGACUUGAAUCUUAGUAGUUCCAAAUACAUGUAAAUACCAGUAUGUGAGUCAGCUUUCUGUCACAGCAACAAAAUAAAUUGAGUUAAAUGACUUAAUUCAAGGAAAAAUUUA